AUGAUUAAUACUUUCACUUUUGGAUUAUUGUUACUCUACUUUUACGAAGUAUUCGCAGUCCAGUUUGAAUUGUUCAUUUCUAAAGGAUUCUUAUAUUCCCAAAAAAGAAUUGUGAAUACUAAUUCUUCAAAUACUACUUUUAUUGUUAAUUGCCACCCUCAAUAUGCCAAUUAUUGCACCAUUGAUCUAAAUCAAACAUCCCAAAAAGCAGCCGAAAUAGCUUUACUUUUCUUAGAAGCACAACCGCCAUAUUUAGAUAAGGACGAUGGUUUUAUAUUUGAUGGAAUGGACUAUGAUAGUUAUGUCUAAAAAAAGAGAAACCAUUUUAUCUAAAUACCAAGCUCAUAUAGUAAAAUAUACUUUACUGUAUUGACCAAUAUUCCAAUUUCCUUCGAUAUUUAUUUAACAGGAUCCUCAUCAAUGCUAUGUCCAAAUAAUUGUUAAGAGAAUGGAGAUUGCCUAUAGGGGGAAUGUAAAUGUGGCAAGGGAUUCAUAUCCAGAGAUUGUUCCAUGAGAGCCCUUUAAUUGGAGCAAGAAAAACCAAUGCCUGUGAAUGGAUCCCAUGAUCCAAACUUUUAUUGUUACUAUGAAUACAAUGGAACUUAAGAUUUAAGAUUAGAGAUCACGACUGAGAAUGAAGCUCAAAUUUAUUUGCUUGUACCUAAUUUAUUAUAUUUGCCAACACCUAAUUUCUUCGAUAAUUCUGCUAUUAUCACAAGAACAACUCCCUUAAACAUAACAAUAGAACAGAGAAAAUCAAAUAGUUAUGAAUGGGGAUCUUAAAUUCCUGAUAAGUUGAUUAUAUUAAUACAAGGGAGUGAAUUUAUUAUUAGAUUGAAUCGGAUUGACGAUGAAAGUAAAAGCGAACAGGUGAAAUCAAUUAUAAUUGUUGUUUGUAGUGUAACAGGUUUUCUUUUAUUUUGCUUUUGUAUCUUUAUAAUUAGAAGAGCGAGAUAAAGGAAAUCAGUAGAAAAACAAACGCCAGAUGAUUUUGAAAUCAAAGAGAAUCAAUUUAUAUAUGGAAGAUCUUAGAGUAAAAAAGAAGAUGAUCAAUAUGCUACCAUAGAUAAUCAAUUAUAACCUAGCAAUCUUUAAGAUAAUUGUGCGAUCUGCUUGGAUCCUCUUUGCAAUUAACAACCUGUUAAUAGCACUCCAUGCAAUAGUCACAUAUUUCAUGUAUAUUGCAUUCAAUAAUGGCUUUAGAAGAAUCAAUUUUGUCCCUUCUGUAGAUUUGAUUUAAAAAUCAACAAUCUGUAGUAACAAAAUUAGUAACCUAUCAAAGUACCAAUGGCAAUAGCAAAUCAAUUAAGAAUAGUUAGAAGAAACAUUUGA
Paramecium tetraurelia is the source of this 1332-nucleotide messenger RNA. RefSeq lists its product as uncharacterized. NCBI's taxonomy places the organism in Eukaryota, Ciliophora, Oligohymenophorea, Peniculida, Parameciidae. The record is from RefSeq and is a predicted model, not a curated record. The transcript has 4 exons.